GUGUGUCUGGCAGGCUACAAUCACUAAUAUCUUGCAAAGGAAAUUCAAUAGAAUAUUCUCUUGCAAAACAGAGUUGUGCUAUAUCAUCUACUGCGCAUACACAAACUCAGAGUCACCUACACUGCUGUAUGGCGAAAAUUCCUUUCCAUUGACUCAGGUUAGGUUCUGUGUUUGUAAAACUGGGUGUGACUUAAGAAAAGGUUGAUCUGAACUUUAGCUCUGAGCAAGUAAAUGCGCCUGAAGUUUUAAAGCGAAAGAAAGCAGCCAAAACAUCAAGUAUUUUCCAAAGCGACCAGAGAAAUGUGAGGAAUCCUGUAUCAGGCACCUGAGCUGUGGAUAUUAAUCUGUGCCAUUUACAGAAAGGAAAAAGCUGGGGUGACAUAUUUAGUAAAGCUAUGAUUCAUACAGAACCUGUGUAAAAUAUUAUGGGAAGAUCAAAAUGUCUUCAAGCCCUGAACAGAUUUCCGAUAUUGUCCAGCUGCUAGCGGAUAUUAAUUUAGACACUUACCUUUCGAUCUUCCUAAAGUCUGGUUAUUAUACAGUUUCAGACUGUGAAAACGUAAAUCAUGAAACACUUCAAAAAAUGGGAAUAUCUCUUACUGGACACAGGAAGAGAAUCAUUGCAAAGCUACAAAGCAUUAAAGAGCAGAUGACAAAAGAAUAUGGGAACUCGGAAGCACUGAUGUCUGGUUCAGACUUACAAGACUCCUUUACACAUGACUCAAAGUUGUUAGACAGUAUUCUGCCAGUUAGUGAACAGGUUCAAGGUCCUUCUAUGGAGUACAAAACCAUUCCUGAUUCAUCUGUUUCAAAGGAAGUCGAUCAUAAUGCAACAAGUCAAUAUCAACAAACAGAAGACCCAAAUGACCAAAAUAAAAAAUCCUUGGAAAUAAAAGAUCACAGUGUAAAGCAUUUUUCUUUGGAUACUGAGACACAACUAGAUUCACAGAAUUCCAGUUUUUUUGCAUUUCAAGGGCCAAUGGUAGAAAAUGAUAUAUAUGACAAAAGUCAGGAUGAUGGACACAAAUCUCUACUGAAGAGUCCCCCAACAAAAUCAUUCAUUCUGAGAAAUAGGCCCGUGCCUAAGCUACCUUUUUCCGUGAGUAAUACAUUUCCCAAAUGCUGUUGCCAAGAAAGACAUUUAGAUAAUAAAGCUGCACAAGAAAGCUCAGCAUCCAAACCACAAAAUCAAGAAUCUGAAGAACAAAACAUAAAUCUAAUUUCUCCAUAUGAAGAAACCUUUUUCAGCAAUUCUGAAUUUACAAAGGAAACCUCGGGGGAUAAAUUAAAUUUUUCUCCAAAUAGUGAACACAAUGAAAAAUCUUUGGAAAGAAAUGCAAGCACAUCAUGUGGUUCUGUACCAGCUAACAAUGGGUCUUCACCUUCACUGGGGGAUCACAUAUCAGAAGAAUCUAUAUAUUCAACAAUGGAAGAAUAUACUCGUCUGUUAGGAGUAUAUAGAAGCACAUGCAUGCCACCUAAUUCAGCUGCCAGCUUGCACGAUGAAAAUGGCGCCAGCUCUGACGUGGAAGGGGCAGAAUGUGAAAUUUCACCCUACGCAUGCUUUUAUGGGCCAUCAAGCAUGCCAACGAAAACAGGGUGGCUAGAAAAACUGUCACCUCAUCGAAGUUGCAUGUUUCAGAAGAGAUGGGUAAAAGUUGACGGAAUGCAUCUUUCUUACUAUAGCAAUAACCGGGAUAUGUUUUCGAAGGGCAAAAUUUCUCUUUCUGCCAUAAUAACACUGAACAAAAUGGGAGAAAACAAAUUUGAAGUGGUCACUAUACAAAGGACGUUUGUGUUUCGUGCAGAGAAGGAAGAGGACAGAGAUGACUGGAUUGGCACACUGCAGAGUGAUUCAAAAUCUGAGCCUUAUGAGUUCCCAGGUCUCAGUAUGACUGAGAAAAAUGGAUACCUUGAGCUGAAAGGUUAUAAAAAUAAAAUCUUCACUGUGAUAAAUGGAAGCAAAUUAUGGUUCAGUAAAAACAAACAGGACGCAAGCACUGGCAUCACAAUCACUGACCUCACACUCACUAUGGCAUCCGUUAAAAAUAUAGACCGGAAAUCGUUUGAACUCAGUACUCCCUUCCGAAAUUUUAGCUUAACAGCAGAGUCUGAAAGAGAGAAACAAGAGUGGACUGAAGCAAUACAGCAAUCAAUAGCAGAAACUCUGGCUGAUUAUGAAGUAGCUGAAAAGAUCUGGUUCAAUGAAUAUAACCGACGUUGUGCAGAUUGCCGAGCUCCCAGCCCUGACUGGGCAUCUAUCAGCCUCGGUGUUGUCAUUUGCAAGAACUGCGCAGGUCAACAUCGAUCACUUGGGAGCAACAUUUCAAAAGUGCACAGCUUGAUCCUAGAUACUACCAUUUGGAGUAAUGAACUUGUUGAGCUUUUCAUUGUCGUGGGAAACGAGAAAGUAAAUAACAUCUGGGAAGCAAAUCUUUUGCCCGAGAACAUGCUGCAUAUGGAUUCCGACGUAAGCCAGAGAAGAUUAUUUAUUACACAGAAAUACAAGGAAGGGAGAUUUAAGAAAAUCUGCUUUCCAGGUUUCACUCAACAAGAAUUAAAUCAAGCCUUGUGUACUGCUGUCACUAAAUCAAACAUCCUGGAAACCAUGAAAUUGGUUUUUAAUGGCGCGGAUGCUAUGUGCCCAACAGAGGAUCCAGUCUACAACACACCUUACCUUUUAGCAAAGAUGUCCGGACAAUGUUUGCAAAUGGAGUUCUUGCAUCAUAACAGACUUUCUGAUUUUAAAACACCCGAUUCUUUCAAGGUGAACGGAGCCAACAUAAGUUUGUUUUAUUGUGGUUUUUUACACAAGGCUUCUUCAAGCACUUCUAAGAUGACAAUUAACAGGAAGUCUAAAGAAGUUCCAGAGAUGAAGCGAUGGUGGUGCACUAUCGAAAACAAUUUCUUGAAGUAUUACGAAAAUGAAACUGCUCCCGUGGCUGAUGGUGUGAUUGACUUAAGUGAAGUAUUGUGUCUGGUUGUUCAUCCAUCAGAUUGCUCCUCAAAUGGAAUGGCUGCUUUUACCUUUGAGAUCUACUUUCUGUCUGAACGUAUGUUCCUUUUUGGAGCUGAAAAUGUGGAGUCUCGCAGAGAAUGGACCAGGGCAAUAGCUAAGAACUUUGCACCUGCUGUAGAAGACUAUUUGCUGGAUUUAGAUUUCACCUUGCUUGGAUAUCUGUACUACAAAAAUUCCUAUAGCCUUAACCAAUGGAAAAAAGCUUGGUUUGCACUGGACAAGGCAUGUCUACACUACUGGAAUACAGAAGAUUGUGGAAAAGCAGACACCAUACAACUAAAGAAACUUCAGGAACUUACAGCAAACUCCUCCAUGCUGAAUGGCGAAAAGGGGAAUAUUCUUCUGCUGGUUGAAAAUGGAAGGACAUUCUAUAUCCAUGGACAUACAAUGCUGGAUUUCACGGUCUGGCAUUUGGCAAUUGAGAAAGCAGCAGGUACAGAUGGUAAUGCACUACAGGAUCAGCAGCUCAGCAAAAACAACAUUCCUAUUAUCGUGAACAGCUGCAUAGCAUUUGUUACGCAGUAUGGUUUGGGAAGCAAAUCUCUGUAUCUGAAGAAUGGAAACCCGUCGCCAGUGAGGGAGCUGCUCGAAGAAUUUAAAAGGGAUGCACGGAGCAUUAAACUAAAAGUCGGAAAGCAUCAGCUGGAAGAUGUGACUGAUGUACUGAAAUAUUUCUUCUAUGAAAUAGAUGAUGCACUUCUCACAAAAGAACUUUAUCCAUAUUGGAUCUCUGCCUUAGAUAUCCGGAAUGAUCAGGAGCGGGUGAGAAAAUACAAAAACAUAAUUGGCACACUUCCAGACCUAAAUAAAGCGACACUGGCAGCCUUAAUGGAACACCUUUUCAGAAUACAGAAAUGUUUUGACAUUAAUCAUCUGGAUACUCUGACUCUAGCCAAAGCCUUUUCUUCUUGCUUAUUUCAAACAAAUGGAGAAAAUGAACAGGAAGUAGCAGUUCUGGAAGAUCUAAUUUCCAAUUAUGUGAAUAUUUUUAAUGUUAGUGAAGAUCAGGUGCAACAAAUGGAAACAGAGAACCGGUUUAUCACCAAAUGGAAACAGACACAGAUUUGUCAUUCUGGUGACUUGCUGAUUGAAGUUUACGUAGAAAGAAAAGAUCCUGACAUGUGUGUUAUUAUUAGGGUACCACCUACCAUGGAAACAGCAGAGCUGACUAAUUGUGCUAUGGGAAUAAAAAACAUUACUCUUACCGAAGAAAUUCCUUGGGCAACAUUUGAAGUCAUUGAAAAUGGAGAACUUGAGCGCCUUAUGCACGAUGCGGAAAAAGUAUUGGAAACCGUCCUUUAUUGGAGUUCUCUAUCUGACCCUGGAGCGGCUCACCUCCUUGUAAAGCCACAAAACACAAGAGACAUCAUGAUUCCUGGUCUAAAGUCUUCACACUACAUGAUGUCUGGUUAUAUGAAAUUUAAAGAGGAUCCUUCAAAAUUACUUUCAGGGAAUAAAUUUCAAGAGCGAUAUUUUGUCUUGCAUGAAAGAAAACUUCUCUUAUACAAGGACAUAAAGAGUAUUAAGCAUGAGAAAGAAUUGCCUGUUAAAUCAUGCAAGGUAUAUGCUGGCGUCAAAAAGAAAAUGAAACCACCGACAAGGUGGGGAUUUACAAUUUAUUCUGAAAAGUCCCAAUGGCAUCUAUGUUGUGAUACCCAAGAAUCACAGAAAGAAUGGUUGGGAAGUCUUUUUAGUGCACAGCAUCCUGGUGCACACAUUCCAUCAUCUUCACAUGUACAGAUAAGAGGAACACACGUGAGGCAAGGGAAACAAAUGAAUAUGGAUUUAGGUUCAGAAGACAACACAGUGAAAAGAAUCCACGGAGCCUACACACCGGAACUCAGCCCUACCUUGAAAUUGAGAUCCUCCAUGUUGGCUGAGAUUUUUGAUUGCAAAGAAGAAUCAAAACUUACGAAUAAAAAGAAACACCACAGUUUAAUUAAUCUUGAUAAUGAAAACAAUUACAUUGUGGGUGGAAAAGAACAUUCAGCAGAACAGCUCACCAAACAGUUUCCUGCAUCAAAUGUAAAAUUGCCUCCAAAUCUAAUCAAGGAACUCAAUUCAGUGCUUCAGAAAAACAAGAGAGAUGUACAGGAAUAAAUUAUUCUGUAUAUUGUGCAAACCUAUUUUGACAUUCAGACUGUACCUGAAAAAAACUCCUGAAUCACAACCAACAUCAGAAACCAGAAAUGUUGGCAAGUCAGUUCACCAUUCCACGCCAUAUUGUUGGGUAAAUCAAAAAGAGCGUACAUGUGAAUUCCUUUAAUAUAAGUUCAUUCCAUAAGAUUCUUGAAAUAUUUUGACUCAUUAAUUCACUUACACUGAAUUGCCCAAAUUUCAUUGAUCAAUCUGGCAAAAGCAAUAUUGAUCAAUUGCACAUGAAAAACACUUUCAAAACGUGUCAUUGUUCAUAGCAUUUUAUGGGAUUCAAAAUCCCAGAUCAGUUUUUCUUUUGGCUGCAGUUGGAUAAUAAAGCCUGAAACUUAGACAAUAAUAUAUAUUGAUUUUGACUGAUAUUUUUCAUAAUUGAUCAGCCCUGCAAAUCAGCCAUCUGGAUGAAUUCCAUCAAAGGAUUUCCAGAUCAAAUUUGAACAUAUCUGCUCUACAGUAUAUUGGGUUUCCUUGUAUAUAACUAGUAGAAGUGUUACUAUAAUACAAAAGUUCCUAUCAUGGAAGGAGGAUACACUGAGAAUGAAACAACAAACAUAUGAUUUAAGCACCAUUAUUCGGAUCUCUACUAGUUUUCAAUAGCAUUUUAAAUGGUACAAAAACAAUUUUGUCAGGUUUUGCAUUCUGAAUUGGAUUGUGUAUGUCAUUUAGAUUACAAUGUAAUCGUAUAAAACGAAGCCAAAUGGAUAAGUGCAUCGAAUGUAAACCUUCUUUCUCUUUUAUGAACAUUGAUAAAAAUGUAAUAAACUUGAAUAAAAAAAAUACUACAUAAUAUUUACUGUAAUUUACUGUAAUGUUGGGGGCGUGGCUCGCCACUGAGAGAGAUGGCUGCUUAAGAGGAGAGCUCCGUGCAUUUGAAACCGAGUAAAGGCCCUGAGACAUCAUAAAGAUGGGGAAAACAGGCAAAAUCCAGGUGGAGAGGGGAAAGAACACCUGCCAGAAAGCAGACGCUGUCCCAGCAAGAGCUUGCACCGGUUUUUGUGCAGAAAAAAUCCUAGUGCUCGCUUUCCAAAAUAGCGCUGGCUGCUAGGAGAGGCACAUGUGCUGACAUAACCUGGGACACCUCAGACCAGGACAGUGAAGGUGAGCAAGAGCCAGAUAUCCAUAAUUACCUAGCAAACCUGCCAUCCCACACCCAAUUAAAGGAAAUGUUGCAGAAAAUGACGGCUUCAUUAAAAGAGGAGCUGCAAGAAAUAAAAAAUAAAAAAACGUGAUAAACAUUGCGUCACACACUGAGGCCAUUGAGACUAAUCAGAACAAAAUUUGUGCAAAAUUAAAAACUUCUCCACUCUCAGGUUAACACACAAGUCUGCAUGAUCACGGAGAUGCAAAGACAAAUGGAAGAUAUGGAGAACAGAAACAGAUGUAAUAAUAUCAGAGAGGUCUCCCUGAAUCCAUAUCCACUGAAUAUCCACCCACAGAUGUCUGGCAUGGCCUACCAGGAACCUAGGGUUACAAAGUCAACCCCUACCUUAUUUCCUACCUACCCCUCCCCCUGUUGGACAAGGGUUACAACAGGUAAGACAUAUUCUGAAUGCAAUGUACUGUUAUGGGUAAAUGGUAUUAGUGAUGGAGCAAGAAUAGAUUUCAUAGGACAUGGAGUUUAACGUCAUAAGGUACAAAGUUAAUGGCAUUAUUAAUCCUGUGAAAAGGGUGCAAAUAGUGGGUGAAUGUAAGAGGCUGGGCGCAAAGAUUGUAAUGUUGCAGGAAACCCAUUUUAAGAGUGGGAAAGUACCCCAACUAAAGUUUAAACACUAUUUCACUGCAGCCACUAGCAAUAACCCAGAGAGGAAAAGUACAGGAGUUAUGACUUUAAUACAUAAAGAUUUGCCACUGGUGAAGACUUUUGCUAGACCCAAACCACUUCAACCUUGACAUACUGCUCAUACAAAAGCGCUCCAA
Messenger RNA from Xenopus laevis (African clawed frog), 7090 nucleotides. It is a transcript of the gene arap2.S, whose product is annotated as ArfGAP with RhoGAP domain, ankyrin repeat and PH domain 2 S homeolog. The transcript is spliced from 33 exons. Bases 440 to 5119 code for a protein of 1559 amino acids. The record is from RefSeq and is a predicted model, not a curated record. Lineage: Eukaryota; Metazoa; Chordata; Amphibia; Anura; Pipidae.